AGCGAGGCACUGCGACUGCUACACCGUGCCGUAAGACGUCUAAACAAUUCAUCGGUGCUGCAGCGAGCGCUGCGCACGCUGGAGCUGUGGCUGGCGCAGAUGUCCAGACGACGGGGGCAAGAACUGCACACGGAGACUGCGGCCGGAGGCGCUCCGUCCGUCAUGGUAGUCGUAAGGCAGAGCGAGCCGCUGACGCUCGAAUCUUGCAGUGACCGCAGUGUCUGCAACGCGGGAGGUGCGGAUAGGCUCGGAGACGGCGAGAACUGCGAAGGACAGGACUUUUUGCAGAACCCCGAGCUGGUGAGCUCC
This is a messenger RNA of Geodia barretti, 309 nucleotides long. The record is from the annotation of a GenBank genome assembly. Lineage: Eukaryota; Metazoa; Porifera; Demospongiae; Tetractinellida; Geodiidae.